UAAUAUUACCAGUGAUGACGAUGACUUUCUCUGAUUGUCAUGUUGGAUCAUGUUUAAUUUACUUUGAUGCCAGUGACAGACUGUGACAGACUGUGAUUCACGAAUUCACUUGUGACACUCACAAAUGUUGUUGUAAAAAUAAUGUGAUAAAACAAUCAACUGUGGACGAAAAAAAAAAAACAAAUGUUAUUGUUAAUUAAUAACAUAUGGAUGUUUAAAUAAAAAUUAUAUAUUUUUUGUUUAUUUAUUAAUUGACAUUGUAAGGAUGGAGGACAUCAGUGAUAAAUUUUUUUAUGUAUACAGUUCAUCACUUGACACUAGGAUUCAGAUUAAAAUAGGUACCUUGGAAGGAAAAAGACAAAAACCAGAAUAUGAUAAACUUUUGUUGGAUCCUAUGAUAAAAUAUUCUGGUCUUUAUGGAGCUGGUAAUGGACGUGGUGAUCUUGCUGCAUCACUGCAAAUAUGGGGUGGUGGUAGACCACUUGCAUUACCAGUUCAUACAGCCUACAAGCCUUUUUCCAACCGAUGGAACUGGAAUCAAUGGGUAACAUUUCCAAUAUCAUAUUCCGAUCUUCCACGUGAUGCUCAAUUAUGCAUAACAAUAUAUGAUUGUGCUGGUCCUGGCCGUCAAAUAGCUGUUGGUGGUACAACAAUAACAUUAUUUGGUAAACAUGGUGUAUUUCGUCAAGGUAUGCUUGAUUUACGUGUAUGGCCUGGUAUUGAAUCAGAUGGCAAUACACCAACAUCAACACCAGGUAAAGCACGUGAUACUGAUAAAGAACAAAUGCAACGUCUUGCAAAAUUAGCUAAAAAACGUCGUAAUGGACAAAUGUCACGUGUUGAUUGGCUUGAUCGUUUGACAUUUCGUGAAAUUGAAUUAAUAAAUGAACGUGAAAAACGUACAUCUGAUUAUCUUUAUUUAACUGUUGAAUUUCCUGAAGUAUCAAUGGAUGGUAUUUUAUAUUCAAUAGUAUAUUAUGAAGAUGGUGAUGAAGUUGUACAACAUAGAUCACAACCAGAUGUUGUAACAUUACCAGAUUAUGAAAUAUUACAAGAUAAUUUAGUUGAAGUUAAACAUCAUAAAUUAGCAAGAAGUUUAAGAUCUGGUGGUAAUACAAGAGAAGUUAAACCAACAUCAACUGUACGUGAUGCAUUAAAUACAAUAUUAGCAUAUCCACCAACAACAAGUUUAUCAACUGAAGAACAAGAUUUAAUAUGGAAAUUUAGAUUUUAUUUAUCGAAUCAAAAAAAAGCAUUAACAAAAUUUGUUAAAUGUGUUAAUUGGAAAGUUCCUGGUGAAGAAAGACAAGCAUUAGAAAUGCUUAGUUUAUGGGCACCACCAGAUCCAGAAGAUGCAUUAGAAUUAUUAGGACCAGCAUUUACACAUCCAAGUGUUAGAAAAUAUGCUAUUGGUAGAUUAAAUCAUGCACAUGAUGAUGAUUUAAUGCUUUAUUUAUUACAACUUGUACAAGCACUUAAAUAUGAAGAUUUUGAAUCAAUUAAAUUAGCUAAUCAAAAAUUAUUACGUGAUAAUAAUAAUGAAAAAAAUGAUAAAGAUUUUAAAAAUUUAGAUACAUCUUGUCAUGGUAUUUGUACAUCAAAUGAUUCAGAUCAAAUAAUACAAUCAACAACAACAACAACAAGUCAAGAUAAAACACCAAUAGAUUUAUCAUCAUUUUUAAUAACACGUGCAUCACAAAAUUCAACACUUGCUAAUUAUUUUUAUUGGUAUUUAUCAAUUGAAUGUGAAGAUCAACCAGAUCCAUCAAUUGCUGCAAAACAAGAUACACGUGUACGUGAAAUGUAUUUAACUGUUAUGAAAAUGUUUACAACAACAUUAUCACAAGGUAAUACUGUUUGGCAAAAAAGACGUGCAUUUUUAACACGACAAAAGUUAUUUAUUGAUCAACUUGUUGCACUUGUUAAAUCAGUUGCUAGAGAAAGUGGUAAUCGUAAAAGAAAAAUUGAUAGAUUAAAAGCAUUAUUAACUGAUCCUGAUCCAUCAUUUAAAAUUAAUUUUUCAAAUUUUGAACCAAUACCAUUUCCAUUAGAUCCAGAAAUUUCAAUUAAAGGAAUUAUACCGGAAAAAGCAAUUUUAUUUAAAUCUGCAUUGAUGCCAUCAAAAUUAACAUUUUUAACGACUGAAAAUACUGAAUAUAUUGCAAUAUUUAAGCAUGGUGAUGAUUUACGUCAAGAUCAACUUAUUCUUCAAACAAUUGCAUUGAUGGAUAAGCUAUUACGACGUGAAAAUUUAGAUUUAAAAUUAACACCAUACAGAGUUUUAGCAACAAGUACGAGACAUGGUUUUUUACAAUUUAUUGAAUCAACAACAGUGGCUGAGGUAUUAGCAAGUGAAGGAUCAAUAUUAAAUUUUUUUAGAAAACAUCAUCCAUCUGAAACUGGACCAUAUGGUGUUGCUUCUGAAGUUAUGGAUACAUAUGUUAGAAGUUGUGCUGGUUAUUGUAUAAUAACAUAUGUACUUGGUGUUGGUGAUCGUCAUUUAGAUAAUUUACUAUUAACAACAUCAGGUAAAUUAUUUCAUAUUGAUUUUGGUUAUAUUUUGGGUCGUGAUCCAAAACCAUUACCACCACCAAUGAAAUUAAGCAAAGAAAUGGUUGAAGCAAUGGGAGGUGUUGGUUCUGAACAUUAUCAUGAAUUUAGAAAACAAUGUUAUACAGCAUUUCUUCAUCUCCGUCGUCAUGCAAAUUUGAUGCUUAAUUUAUUUUCACUAAUGGUUGAUGCAAGUGUUCCUGAUAUUGCAUUAGAACCUGAUAAAGCUGUUAAAAAAGUACAAGAUAAAUUAAGACUAGAUUUAAGUGAUGAAGAAGCUGUUCAUUAUGUACAAAAUCAAUUGGAUUUAUCAGUUACUGCUGUUAUGGCUGCUUUAGUAGAACAAUUACACAAAUUUGCUCAGUACUGGCGAAAAUAAUUAUCAAUUAAAUUAUUCAAUACUUAAUUUUUUUUUCUUUAGUCUGACAUAUUUUAUAAUAUAAAUAUAUUUAUGUAUAUUUACUCAAAGACUGUGUUCCUUGUUGUUAAAUAAGAUAAUCACUUUUUUAAAUAACUCAAAAAUGUAAAUAAUAUUGUUAUAACAAAACUGUUGAUUAUUUUUUU
Messenger RNA from Aphidius gifuensis, 3114 nucleotides. It is a transcript of the gene Pi3K59F, whose product is annotated as phosphatidylinositol 3-kinase catalytic subunit type 3-like. Gene Ontology annotation, biological process: phosphatidylinositol-mediated signaling; endocytosis; phosphatidylinositol-3-phosphate biosynthetic process. NCBI's taxonomy places the organism in Eukaryota, Metazoa, Arthropoda, Insecta, Hymenoptera, Braconidae. Gene Ontology annotation, cellular component: phagophore assembly site; phosphatidylinositol 3-kinase complex, class III, type I; phosphatidylinositol 3-kinase complex, class III, type II. The record is from RefSeq and is a predicted model, not a curated record. Gene Ontology annotation, molecular function: 1-phosphatidylinositol-3-kinase activity.